Molecule: messenger RNA, 1205 nt
Organism: Leptinotarsa decemlineata (Colorado potato beetle)
Lineage: Eukaryota; Metazoa; Arthropoda; Insecta; Coleoptera; Chrysomelidae
Gene: STUB1
Product: STIP1 homology and U-box containing protein 1
Biological process (GO): positive regulation of proteolysis; proteasome-mediated ubiquitin-dependent protein catabolic process; protein polyubiquitination
Cellular component (GO): cytoplasm; Z disc
Molecular function (GO): ubiquitin protein ligase activity; protein-folding chaperone binding
Source: RefSeq, a predicted model, not a curated record
GGUUUUCUAAAGAUGUCAAACGUCAAAGAGGAGUGGAAAAAUUGCAAAAUAAAAAUAAUAUUAAUGGAAUGUUGAAAUGUAGAUAGUAGUGAACAUAUAAAUAAUGUUUCUGAUUUCUAACUUGUUAAACAGAUAAAAACUAAAAUGUUUUAGUUAUACAGAAGUGUUUUCGAUGAAAUAAGGAGCGAAAUAUCAGUUAAAAUGAGUAAACACAUGUACUCUACUGCUAACCUAUCUGACAAGGAACUGAAAGAGCAAGGAAACCGUUUAUUCAGUUUGAGAAAGUACGAAGAUGCUAUUGGAUGCUACAGUAAAGCAAUUAUAAAAAAUCCUGAAGUGGCCCAUUACUUUACUAAUCGUGCUCUUUGCCACUUGAAAUUAUUAAGAUGGGAACAGGCGUGUACGGACUGCCGGAGAGCUUUAGACAUGGAUCCAAGUCUUGUCAAGGGCCAUUUUUUUCUAGGACAAGCAUUGUUAGAAUGUGAUAACUACGAUGAAUCAAUAAAACAUUUACAACGGGCAUCAGAUUUGGCAAAAGAACAAAAGUUGAAUUUUGGUGAUGAUAUUGCCUCGCAAUUGAGGGCAGCGAGAAAAAAACGAUUCACAUUGCAAGAAGAGAAACGAAUUGCUCAAGAAAUAGAGUUGCAUUCAUAUUUGAAUAGACUAAUUGAACAUGAUAAAGAAGAACAAAUCAAUGCAGUGAAUCGUCAAGAAGGCGAUAACGAACUAAGGAAGGAAAAAAUUCAAGAAAUUGAUGAAAAAUGUGACAACUACCUCAAUGAACUUAAUCAGCUUUUCAUUAAAGUAGAUGACAGGAGAAGGAAACGAGAAGUUCCUGACUACUUGUGUGGAAAAAUAAGUUUUGAAAUUUUACAGGAGCCUGUUAUAACACCUAGUGGUAUUACAUAUGAUAAAAAAGACUUGGAGGAACAUUUGCAACGUGUUGGACAUUUCGAUCCUGUGACUCGUGUGAAACUUACUCAAGAUCAGCUUAUUCCAAAUUUUGCAAUGAAGGAAGUCGUUGAUGCUUUUUUAGCCGAAAACGAGUGGGCUUUGGACUACUAAGUGAGAAAAUUGGUGUUGUUUUUACUACUAACUGAUUGGUUUUGUGAUUUGAGAUAAAGUUCUUAAAAUAUCAAAUUUGAAAUUGCAAUCAUGUAGUUUCAUAAACUUGUGUACAUAAGAUAUUAAAGGUUUUCAAUAAA